GGACGUGACAGCUGCACUAGAAGGCAAGGAAAGGACCUAGAAGCACUUGAAUGGAACAGGACGAAGGAUUAUUUUCUUUGACUGUGGAUGGAAUCUGUCUAUGAAACUGACCUUUCUGGAUUUAAAAAAAUUUGACCUUUUAAGGAACUGGUUCUGCAUGGGUGGACCUUUAUGCUCACCUGGAAACCCAGUGAAGUCGAUGAAGCACUGUACAAAAGCCUGGAUAUAUUUGAAUUCAAGAGUGGAGCCUAAAUAAGUAGUAACUAUUAUUAUUCCUGUUUCACAGUUGGAAAAAUUAAGAUACACAGAGACUGAAUUAUCUAAAACCUCACAGCAAGAACUGGGAUUAAAACCCAGGACUGUUCUUCAGCCUUGUAUUUAGGUUGCUAGACCAGGUAUGUCUUGGAAGCCUCUGAAGCUGCCUCUUCAAAUCCAUUUCUUCAAAGGACAGAGCACACCAGCAUUAUAUAACUCAUAGGCCUGGAAAAUGGCUGUGGAAAUUCCAAAAGAGACAGGGAUAUGGAGGCAAACCAAAGCUCUCUUAUUCAAGAACUAUCUUGUUAAAUGCAGGACGAAAAAGAGCAGUGUACAGGAAAUCCUGUUUCCACUAUUCUUUUUAUUUUGGCUAAUAUUAAUGAGCAUGAUGCAUCCUAAUAGAAAAUAUGGCGCGGUGCCUGACGCAGAUCUUGGUUCUCUAGACACUUCCAUGCUUGUGAAUUUCGUUCUUGGAUAUACCCCAGUGACCAAUAUGACAAGAAGGAUCAUGCAGAAAGUGGAUUCUGAUUUCUUUGCAGAUGGCAUAAUUACAGAGGAAUAUUUAAGUGAAGAAGAAUUACAAGAUGCUAGCAUGUUUAAAUCAUCAAACUUUGUGGGCAUAGUUUUCAAAGAUUCCAUGUCCUACCAGCUUAGAUUUCCUAAUGCUGUCACGAUGUCUUCCAUUUACAUGGAAUCAAGAGCCAGUUGUUCCAGUUCAUUGAACAGAUGUGAAUCCGUUGAAUACUGGCGUUCAGGAUUUGUAGCUCUACAAGCUUGCAUUGAUGCUGCAAUUAUUCAGCUGAAGACUAAUCAUUCAGUCAGGGAACAACUGGAAUUAACAAAAGCUGUUGUUAUGGGAGAGGCUGCGGUUAUGGAAAUAGACCACUUUCCCCGUGCAAUCAUUUUAAUUUACCUAGUAAUAGCCUUUUCUCCCUUCGGGUACUAUUUGGCAAUUCACAUCGUGGCAGAAAAAGAGAGGAAGUUGAAGGAAUUUUUAAAAAUACUGGGACUUCAUGACACUGCCUUUUGGCUUUCCUGGGUUCUGUUAUACACAACCUUGAUUUUUGUCAUGUCCAUUCUUAUGGCAGUCAUUGCAACAGCCUCUUCGCUAUUUCCCCUGAGUAGUUCCUUUGUGAUAUUUCUUCUGUUUUUCCUGUAUGGAAUAUCCUCAGUGUUCUUUGCUUUUAUGCUGACUCCUCUUUUCAGAAAAUCAAAACAUGUGGGUAUCGUUGAAUUCUUAGCAACACUGGCUUUAGGUUUUGUGGGUCUUAACAUUGUAUUAUUAGAGGAUUUUCCAAAGGCUUUUGUAUGGGUUGUGAGCCCAUUCUGUCAGUGUACAUUCCUGAUUGGCAUUGCCCAGGUUAUGCAUCUGGAAGAUUAUGAUGAUGGUGCACUGUUUUCAAAUCUAACUCAUGGUCCUUAUCCGCUUGUUCUUUCUCUCAUUUUACUGGUACUGGACAGCAUGCUUUACGUGCUUCUUGCUGUCUACCUUGAUCAGGUCAUUCCAGGUGAGUUUGGAUUGCGGCGGACAUCACUAUUCUUUAUGAAACCCUCAUUUUGGUCAAAGCGCAGAAGAAAUUACAAGGAGUUAUAUGAGAGUACUAUUAAUGGAAGUCUAAAUUUCAGUGAGAUGGUUGAACCGGUAUCCCCUGAAUUUCAGGGAAAAGAAGCUAUCAGAAUCAACUCCGUUCAGAAAACUUUCAGAAAAAAAGGUGAAACUGUGGAGGCUCUCAGAAGUCUAUCAUUUGAUAUAUAUGAGGGUCAGAUUACAGCAUUACUUGGACAUAGUGGAACGGGAAAAACAACACUGAUGAACAUUCUUUGUGGACUUUGUCCACCUUCUGAUGGGUUUGCAUCUGUUUAUGGAUACAGAGUCUCUGAAAUUGAUGAAAUGCUGGAAGUAAGAAAGAUUACUGGUGUCUGCCCACAAUUAGAUAUACAUUUUGACAUUUUAACAGUGGAAGAAAAUUUAUCUAUAUUUGCUUCAAUAAAAGGGAUACCUCCCAAUGAUUUGAUACAAGAGGUGCAGAAAGUACUGUUAGAUUUGGAUAUGCAGCCUAUCAAGGACAACCAAGCUAAAAAAUUAAGUGGAGGGCAGAAAAGAAAACUGUCUAUAGGCAUUGCUGCUCUUGGGAAUCCCAAGGUUUUACUUUUGGAUGAACCAACUGCUGGCAUGGACCCAUGUUCACGGCAUGUAAUUUGGAAUCUCCUGAAAAAUCGAAAGGCUAAUCACGUAACAGUAUUCAGUACACACUUCAUGGAUGAGGCAGAUAUUCUUGCUGAUCGAAAAGCUGUGAUUUCUCAAGGGAUGUUGAAAUGCCUAGGCUCGUCUCUCUUUCUUAAAAGCAAGUGGGGUAUUGGGUACCGGUUGAGCAUGCAUAUAGAUGCCUAUUGUAAUAUAGAAGCUACAACCUCCUUGAUCAGACAGCAUAUACCAGGAGCCAGUCUGAUGCAACAAAACGAAGAGCAACUGGUGUACACCUUACCUUUUAGAGACAUGGACAAGUUCUCAGGAUUAUUUUCUGAUCUAGACACUCAUUCACAUUUGGGUGUUAUUACAUACGGAGUUUCCAUGACAACCUUGGAGGAUGUGUUCCUGAAGCUAGAAGUUGAAGCAGAAAUUGAUCAGGCAGAUUAUAGUGUAUUUAAUUCUCAGCAAGCACAGGAGGAAAUAGAUGCAAAAUCACUUGAUGAGAUGGAGCAAAGCCUACUGAUACUCUCCGAGACAAAAUCCUCCAUAGAGAGCAAUGUAGCCCUUUGGAAACAGCAGGUGUCUACAAUAGCCAGGGUUCACUUCCUCAGUUUAAGACGUGAGAAUAAAUCAGUGAGAAUUAUGUUGUUGCUUUUCUUAGUUUUCCUUGUAGUUCAAAUUUUUAUGUUUUUCAUUCGUCACUACUUGAAAAAUGCUGUAGUUCCUCUCAGACUCUCCCCAGAUAUGUACUUGUUGAAACCUGGACAACAAUCUCACAAGUACAAAACAAGUCUCCUCCUUCAAAAUUCCACAGGAUCAGAUAUUGAUGAUAUCAUCAGCUCUCUUGGGAGCCUUAACAUACUGACUGAGGUAUUCAAUAGCAGUGAUUAUGUGUCAGCAGCUCCGCAUACAGCAGCUUUAAACAUAUAUAAUUCAGGAAAGAAUUACAUAUUUGCUGCUGUAUUUAACAGUAGUAUGGUGCAUUCCCUCCCUGUUUUGAUGAAUGUCAUUAGCAACCUGGUUCUCCGCGACUUAAAUGUGACUGAGAGCAUUCAGAUAUGGAGCAACCCAUUCAUUCAAGAAACUGUUGAUGCAGUGUUCAAACUAGAACUUUACUUUGAAGCCGUGUUGCUAGGAAUCAUUGUAACUGGAAUUCCACCAUAUUUUGCAAUGGAGAAUGCAGAAAACCAAAAGAUCAAAGCCUACACUCAGCUUAAGAUAUCGGGCCUUUACCCAUCUGCUUACUGGACUGGACAAGCAAUCAUUGAUCUGCCUUUAUUUUUCUUUAUUCUUGGCUUAAUGAUAGGAAGCUUAUUUGCAUUUCAUUAUGGUGUUUAUUUCUAUGUUGGGAAGUUCCUUGCUGUGAUCUUCUGUCUUAUUGGCUAUGCACCUUCAGUUGUGCUGUUCACAUAUGUGGUUUCUUUCACAUUUAAAAAAAUUCAAAAUACUAGAGAAUUUUGGUCAUUUAUUUUUUCAGUGGCAGCUUUGGUUUGCACCGUUGUCACUGAAGUGGCUUUCUUCAUGGGCUACUAUACUGUAACCACUGUUCUUCAUUAUAUCUUCUCCAUUUUCAUUCCAAUCUACCCUCUUAUUGGAUGCUUGAUUUCUUUUAUAAAGGUCUCAUGGAAAGACCAGCGAAAGAACGAAGAAUACCAUAAUCCAGGGAACAGACUCGUGAUAGCAGUUGUAGCACCUUAUUUGCAGUGCAUACUUUGGCUGCUACUUCUGCGAUAUCUUGAGGUGAAGAAUGGAGGUAGAGCAGUAAGAAAAGACCCAUUUUUCAGAAAUUAUUUUACAGAGGGUAAAAUCUGGAAGGUUCCAGAGGUACCACAUGAUGAAAAUGAGGAUGAAGAUGUAAAGGCUGAGAGGUUGCGAGUCAAAGAAAUUCUAACCAGUCAAAACUGUGAGGAGAAGCCAGCAAUUUUGGUCAGCAGUUUGCAUAAAGAAUAUGACGAAAGGAAAGAUUUUCUUCUUAGAAGAAACAUAAAGAAGGUCGCGACUAAGCACGUCUCUUUUUGUGUAAAAAAAGGAGAAAUCCUGGGAUUGUUGGGGCCCAAUGGAGCAGGGAAAAGCACGGUGAUUAACAUGCUGGUUGGAGAUGUUGAACCAACUGCUGGCCAGGUGCUGAUGGGAGAUGAUUCUUUUGGACCGAACGGUGAAGCGGAUUUGAUUAAAUUUGUGGGAUACUGUCCUCAAAUAAAUCCACUUUGGCCAGAUGUUACGUUGCAGGAGCAUUUUGAGAUUUAUGGAGCUAUCAAAGGAAUGAGUAAAAGUGAUGUGAAAGAAGUAAUAAAACGUAUUGCAAGUGCUCUAGAUUUGAAAGAGCAUCUACAGAAAACAACGAAGAAGCUUGGAGUGGGAGUUAAACGUAAGUUAUGUUUUGCACUAAGUAUGCUGGGUAAUCCCCAGAUUACGCUGCUAGACGAACCAUCUACUGGAAUGGAUCCCAAGGCCAAACAGCACAUGUGGAGGGCAAUUAGAGCAGCAUUUAAAGGCAAAGAGAGAGCAGCUAUUCUGACCACUCAUUAUAUGGAGGAGGCUGAUGCUGUAUGCGAUAGAGUAGCAAUCCUGAUUUCAGGGCAGUUAAGGUGCAUUGGUACAGUUCAGCAUCUGAAGAGUAAAUUUGGCAGAGGGUACUUCUUGGAAAUGAAAUUAAAAGACACUGCAGGAGUUCACCAGAUGGAGAUGCUUCAAAGGCAGAUUUUACACAUCUUCCCAAAUGCAAGUCGGCAGGAAAGUUUUUCCUCCAUUUUAGCAUUUAGAAUACCAAAAGAAGAUGUACAGUCACUUUCACACUCCUUCUCUAAACUGGAGGAAGCAAAGCAUGCUUUCAAUGUUGAGGAGUACAGCUUUUCUCAAGCCACACUGGAACAGGUUUUUGUGGAGCUUGCCAAAGAGCAAGAGGAGGAAGAUAACAGUUUGGGAACCUUAAACAGCAUGCUCUGUAUCGCUUAUGUGGAUUUUGCCACGGAUGCCACUUGGAUCUUUGUCCUGCAUGGUACUGAGAUGCAUUUGCUCAGGGAGAGUGGAGGGCUUUCAGUACCUUACAGGACCUACUCUGCAGCCAGUCUAUCUCUCUGGAUAAGUGGAGAUGUAACGUAAUGUAACCUACCGUAAAACUCUGUUUUAUUUUGAAGAAAAAUGCAAGUGCUGAAUUGAUUGCACUGACAUGCUGGCUCUAAUUCCAGUAGCAGUCUCAGAGUGAAGCUUUCCUGUGGAAAAGAUGGGCCAAAUCUGGCACUUACCUCGAUGUGAUCCUACUGGUAUAUUUUAUUUAACAUCUAUAUUGUGGUAGCACAAAAAGGCCAACCAGAAUUAGGGCCCACUGCUGGAGGUUGUACAGACGUAUCAUAAAUGAGAGUCCGUACCGUAAGGAGUCUCCCAUUGACUGCAAUCAGUUGACUGAGUUGUGCUGAUGUGACAAAGAGCCACAUUUUAAUCAGUUUUAAUUAGAGGAAAGUUCCACUGUGGUUAUAACAAGGGUGGAGUUGAAAAUAAGCACCAGAUCUUAUGGAUUCUUGUAUGCAUUAUCUUCUUCGCCUAUUUUACUCCUUUGUUUCCUGUACAGCUGUGUAACAUCCCAUUUACUGGCAUCCAUUGCAUUUUGUCUCCAAGUUUGUAACUGCUAACAUUAUAUUCAGACCUUUACACUUGGUAACUCAGGAGCCUAGUAAGUCAUAGACACUUUUCUACUGAUCUCAAUCUACAUUAAAUAUGGCUCAUACCUCUUACAUUCUGUCAUUUCAGCAAACCAUGAGGAAUAAACUCUAUGUCCUUUUGAUUAGAUAACACACAAUAGUUAUGCUUUGCAUCUGACCAACAUGCCUUCUACUUUUUGCUUUUCAUAUCACCCUAAAGUUAUUUUAUGUAGUAAGUUUUAAUUUUAUUUUUCUAUCUGUAGGGUUCUAAUACAUUUCAUAGAUUUCAUAGACGUUAGGGCUUGAAGGGACUUCGAAGAUCGUCAAGUCCAGGCCCCUGCACUGUGAUGGUCUUGAUUACUGUCAGGAAUUUGUAGCUGGUGUUUCAUUUUUCAUGUUCACCAUACGUCACUUUUGGAAUAGAACAGAUGUCCUUUACUCUUUGGUAUGGCCCCAUUUCAACAUAUGUCAGCUGUCAGUAGCUAACAUAAAAGCUUCAGGAAAAAAUACUUUCCUGAACCAAUUGAAAAAUUAAAGCAUUAUUGAAUCUCUCCAAAGAAUCAUAGGUGAGAGGUUUGGGAGGGCAUUUCUGGACCAUUAAACUGUUGUUUUGCCCUUGGGACUAAUCUGAAAUUUGUCUUCCAAGGAGCAAGUUGUUUUCUCUUAGACUAUGGAGGUCAAAUUCCAUUGUCUGCCUGUCUGUCUUUAAUCUGUGUGACUUAAUCUUGACUAUCAUAUUUCUCUGAGUUUUGUUAUCUUUUUUUUCUUUUUUUCAAACAACAAAAGUACCCCAAAUUGUAGGAGUCCUUGUUGACUUCAUUUUUUGCUCAAUCUCUAAAUUCAUGUUCCUAUUGUCAUUUCCAUCUAUCAACUAUGUUCACAAUUAUUCCAACAAGGUACAGCCUGUUAAUUAAUGUGCAUUUUCUAUUUCCUUCUUAAUUUAGGACAGUCUCUGUACCUAGUUUUGAUCUUUCUGUUAUGUUUGA
Molecule: messenger RNA, 7070 nt
Organism: Alligator sinensis (Chinese alligator)
Lineage: Eukaryota; Metazoa; Chordata; Crocodylia; Alligatoridae
Gene: ABCA5
Product: ATP binding cassette subfamily A member 5
Exons: 42
Coding region: 488-5548 (1686 amino acids)
Biological process (GO): transmembrane transport; lipid transport
Cellular component (GO): membrane; intracellular membrane-bounded organelle
Molecular function (GO): lipid carrier activity; ABC-type transporter activity; ATP binding
Source: RefSeq, a predicted model, not a curated record